UUCGCCUGGAAUUCGCUGCUUUCGUUUGCGAUUCUCCAACGAUCAACAACCCCACUGUGUACCAAAAGAGACAACAACAACAACAACAACUUCUUGUGUGUGCAUGCUUUGUGUGGAACACAAUCCCCCCGUAGCCCGGAACACGUGCGUGUCCCUUGUGUAAGGACGAAAACUCGGAACAGGCAAAGACACACGAACGCGAGUGCAGACACGAACUCGGGUGCAGACACGAAGCGGCGUACAAAGUACACUCCGUUCACCCAGAGAAUCGUCACUGCAAAUACCCGCCGAAAUCGGUGCCAAUCCUUCGUUGGCAUUCCAUCCAUACAGUCCGUUGCGUCUCCAAUCAGUGUGCGUUUGUUUGCCGCGUCCGGGGAACAUGUUGCGUAUGACUUCCCGACGACCCUUGUCUCCAAAGGUCCUCCGGAACAACAAAUCCCAACAGUCCACCGGCACCGUUUCGGUGGAAGAUGAAGACGAAGACAAUCGUUCGGUGGAUCCAGUCGACGGUGAGCCGCCGGUGUGGAUUCCACCCGCUACCGUAGCCACGACUGACUCCACACCCUCGCGACCGUCACCAACCUUUCCUCCCUCCGCCGACUCGCCGGAUACGUGUUUACUGGAACAAGCGAUUGUCAGUAUGAGUUCCGCCCUCACCGAAUUGCAUACGGAAUUGCGGGACAAAACGUGCCGGGUCGAGGUUUUACAGGACACGAUUGUGGCCUUGUCCAAGGCUCUGGAAGCCACGGAACGAGACGUGCAGGAAAAGGCGCUGGACAAUGAACGACUGUCGUUGCAACUAUCCGCCCUCACGUUUGGAAUUCCGCGGGGAGUGCAAGGCCAAGGCCAUUCCAGUCGAGAUCACGGAAAUUCUCGGUACGACACGGAGACGGACGACGAAGAGCUCACCCACACGGAACAACACCACGCCUUGAAACGCAGGAAGGGCAAGAAAAAGAAACAGCUCGAACACGCGAAACAAAUUACUGAUAUGAAGAAGCACAAGGCCAAGAAAAAGGCCGGACUGGUAACUAUGAAUGGUAUGGAGUAUGAUCUAACUGCGAAGGUAGCAAGGGCAGUUGAAGAAACAGUAUUGCCACAACAAAAAGAACAACCACCACAAGAACAAGACAAAGCCUCGGACACACAAGUAACACCAGAGGAAGCAGUAUGGCCACAACCAGGACAGUCACAAACACUAUUAUCACAAGCACGGUCAGAACCAGAAACCAGAAGUAGCACCAUUGCAGAUUCCCACAACUCCGACACCAACCGUAUGAUCGAGGAAUCCAGCACGGACGAGUCUGACGCCGCCGUCGAUAGUGACGAGGAGGAUACGGAUUCCGAUUCGGACGGCCACGACCCCGACGAACUGGCGACUCGGCCAACGACUUUGACAGCCACGGCGGACGGGGUCGGAUUGGGCAAGGAUGGCUAUUCCAUACCGACCGACGGUUCGGCUUCCAGUACGGGUCCCGGACAAGCCGCGUUCUACCGUGUCAUGAUGGAACGGGAUGUGGCGCAGAAACGGGCGCACAAUUACCACGCCGAAGUCCGGUCACAACGAGCGAAAAUUCGAGAACUGACGGCUCGAUUGCACAAGAGCGUGGCUCUCGUGGAAGUUUCGUACAACGGUACUGGCGACGAGGACGGGACUACCAAAACUGGCAAGACGAAAAAGAAAAAGGCGAACAAGCAGAAGGUAUCUCCAGACCCGCAGCAGCAGCAACAAGUUAAGAAAAGGCCGUUGCGGUGGCUGUCCAAAGGCUCCAAUGGGAACGAGGAACUGGUACAUGAUGCGGGGACUACGUUACCACCGAACUCGCCCCCGACCGUAUCGCGAAUGUUCAAGUCGACUUCGAAAACGUCCGACAUUCAAGACUUGGAGCAGUAUGCAUUUUCGUUGGCGGAUCACGCGGAUCAAGCGGCGGGAGUCCUAUCGACCAAGUCGAGAACGAGAACGCCGACCUCGGUAACCACCGCGAGCCUCUUGGAGUUGUAGAACGGAUUGCUUUUAACGGUUCCUUUCUAUGGUACAUUUUACUCGCACGACUCGAAAAAAUGGGUGAGCGGUAGUUGUCUACCGGUAGUGAGAUAGAUGAGAUAGGUUACAAACGGAUCUCCUGA
This is a messenger RNA of Phaeodactylum tricornutum CCAP 1055/1, 2127 nucleotides long. RefSeq lists its product with no specific name. The transcript has a single exon. The coding region runs from base 380 to 2002 and encodes 540 amino acids. The record is from RefSeq and is a predicted model, not a curated record. Lineage: Eukaryota; Bacillariophyta; Bacillariophyceae; Surirellales; Neidiaceae.